CAGCAGCCGUUUUCCCUCUUGUCUAAUCACUAUACAUUUUGAAACUCUGCAGAAAUGGCUGACAAGGACGAACAUGAUGCGCCAGAGGAGGAAACGAAACAAAACGACAAACAUAAUUGGGGUGCUGCGGAUCUUGAAAAGGUCAAAGAAGUCGUUGAAGACAAAGACGAUUUGGAUAUGUCAUCAGCCGCUCUAGGAAAAAUUAUGUCACAUCCACAACCAGUGCGACAAAAAAUCAUCAACAUCAAAAAGGACGACUUAGAAAUGAUAAUGAAUGAACUGGAAUUACCGAAGAGCGUUGUGGAAAGAAAGCUUGUAGAAGUAAACGGUGAUCCGAUUGCAGCCAUGAAAAGUUUUAUGGGUUUUGAUCCAUAGCGUAGGUAUCAUAGAUUUAUACAGUUGCUUGUUGAAUCGUGUUCAUUGAUUGUUACGGCUAUACUGUACAGAAACCAGAUAAAUAUUGCUAUAUCUCAAAA
Molecule: messenger RNA, 476 nt
Organism: Cylicocyclus nassatus
Lineage: Eukaryota; Metazoa; Nematoda; Chromadorea; Rhabditida; Strongylidae
Source: the annotation of a GenBank genome assembly